AAGCGUAAUUCUGUGUCCUCUCCUCACUGAAUAAAAUCUCUACCACCUGAAAGCCGUACUCCCGAAGCAAUGAGACACUUUCUUCUUCCGCCCCCGCCGGCUCCCUCCAAAUCCUCCACCGUUCUUCUCUCUCUGCUGAAACCGCACAGUCUGGUUCUCUCAAAAGUCGCCAUUUAAGCUUGUACAUUUAUUUUCACAACCCUGCGCAACAGACGGGUAAGCAAUCAUGGCACCAAAUGCCAAAGUUGCACAGGCUUACCGUGCAAUGAGAGAGCUUGGAAUUAUUGAGAAAACAGUGAAACCAGUUUUGAAGAAACUUCUGAAGCUGUAUGAGAAGAAUUGGGAGCUGAUAGAGGCAGAAAAUUAUAGAGCUCUUGUUGAUGCUAUCUUUGAAGAGGAAGAUGCUAAGGUGUCAGACAAGAAGAAAUGCAACAAUGCAGUUGAAGAGGAAUUUGAUGAAGAUGAUUCAGGUCAACUUCAACGUCCUUUAAAACGAAUUCGCUUGAGGGGCCAAGAAGGUCAAGGUUCAUCAUAUCCCAGUGACUGUGGGACCAGGUCAGAUGGAGAUUUGGUAAAAAAGCCUAAAGAGGAGCCGGAAGAAGUACUACCUUCACCUCCUUUGCUGCAGCAAGCUUCGCCAGGUAAUCAUGCUGCUACUACAAACAUAAACAAGCAACCUGUGUCACCUAGGCCUCUGCUGCUGGAACGAUCUGAGCCUGUUCAACCUUCUCCAACAAGGAGAAGCGAAUCAAAUUUACUUUCUUCUCAAAGGCAUCUUGGGUACAAAGGGAAGGAACCUAUGUCAUCUCAUGUCACUUCACAUGAGAAAGAACGUGUGCCUGUUAGAGCAUCUAAUGCAUUCUGCAUUAGAGAUCCAGCAUCUGAGCCAGGCAUUUUGCAUAAGAAAAUUGUGCCUGAUGCCCUGAUUGUCCCCAAAGAAGAGCCUCUUACUGAUGAAAUUCCACAAUAUGAGGUUCCUAUUGCAGUUAUUCACCCAGAUUCAUUAGGUCAAGAGGAUUCUGCUGUAGGAAAUAUUGUUUCAAAUGGAAAAUCAGAUCGUCAGGAAUCGCCAGCUUCCCCACAGGUAGAUGAAAAUACAUGUGAUGUUCUUCCACCUUUGUCAAGUGAGAGAAAAACCAUCUCUGAGCUUGCCACCUUUGCCGAUGAGUUUUCUCCUUGCUUAGAGAUAGCUUCCUCACCCAUGGGAGAGGUGAAGAUUUCUCUUAGCUGCAACUCUGCCCUUGGAGGGCCAAAUUUCCAUGUGCCUACUCUAGAUGAACUAAGAGAAUCCAUGGAGAAAAAGUGUCUAAGAUCAUAUAAAAUCAUUGACCCAAAUUUUUCUGUCAUGAAACUGAUGCAAGAUAUGUGUGAAUGCUUCUUGGAACUGGCAACUAAUUCCUCUAAUGAAUCGCAGGAAAGGUUAUUGAAUGCUAUGCCAGCUCUUGAUCUAAUGAAAAAAUCCACUGAAAUGAAUGGUCUUGGUAUGGGGUGCAAUAAAGACAGUAGCAUGCCAUCUCGGACAUCAAGUGGAUCAGUCAAUGUCUACUGCUCUGAAAAUGGAGAUGUUAACAAUGGUGAUGGAAAGGGAUUGGUGGUUAUUCCACAGAAUCAACUUAGUGCUGAUGAAUUGAGGUGGAUUUACAAUGUCAAUGACAUAUCCAAGGGGGAAGAAAGAGUUGGAAUUUCAUGGGUGAAUGAAAUCAAUAAAGAUUAUCCACUGAAUUUUCACUAUAUAUCACAGAACCUGGUAUUUCAAAAUGCUCGUGUUAAUAUCUCUCUUUCUCGGGUUGGAGAGGGAAGUUAUUGUCCAACAUGCUUUGAUAAUUGCCUGUCAUCUCCUACAUCUUGUUCAUGUGCUUCUCAAGCUGAUGGAGUGUUUGCAUACACUUUGGAAGGCACCAUUAAGAAAGAAUUCUUAGAGCAGUGCAUAGCCAUAACCCGUGAUCCUCAACAGCAAUACCUCCUUAGUUGUAGAGAUUGCCCCCUUGAGAGAUCAAAGAAGGAUUCUAUUUUGGAACCUUGCAAGGGUCACUUGAAGAGAAAGAUUAUCAAGGAGUGCUGGAGCAAGUGCGGCUGCCAUAAGCAGUGUGGAAACCGAGUUGUGCAGAGAGGCAUAAAUUACAAAUUGCAGGUAUUUUUGACAUCUGAUGGAAAAGGUUGGGGGCUUAGAACUCUAGACAAGCUGCCAAAAGGAGCAUUUGUUUGUGAAUUUGUUGGAGAAGUGCUAACAGUUUCUGAGUUCUAUUCAAGGAAAACUGUGAAGCAUACCUGUCCAGUUCUACUGGAUGCAUAUUGGGGACUGAAAGGAGCUCUGGAGGAUGAGGAAGCUCUGUGUUUGGAUGCAACAUUUUAUGGAAAUGCUGCUAGGUUCAUCAAUCAUAGAUGUUUAGAUGCAAACUUAAUUGAGAUUCCUGUGGAGGUGGAAACACCAGAGCAUCAUUACUAUCACCUAGCCUUCUUCACAACAAGAGAAAUUGAUGCAAUGGAAGAGCUUACCUGGGACUAUGGAAUUGACUUUGAUGAUGAUGAUCAUCCUGUGAAGGCAUUCCGCUGCAAGUGUGGCAGUAAAUUUUGUAGGAACAUGAAACGUUCUACCAGAUCAAAAUCUACUAUGAUUUCAGGAUGAACUGAUUGCAGAGAUCAUUACAAUUUUGGCUUUUGUUGUCUGACAGCUAUUUGUCAAUUCGGCUGCUUGGAGUUCAUAUAGACCACUUAUAUUUGGAGUUACUCUAGCGCAAUUGAUGUUGCUACUUGACACAGGUGGCUUCGGCUAAUUGUAGCAUUUUGGCAUGCCUUAGUUUCUCCCUUCUCAGUUGACAUGAAAAAAUUCUGCACUCUGUCAUCAUUGCUAGGAGUAGGUAGCAAGUUGGGUAAAUAUUGGCAAUGUUGUUUUAGGGAUGUACAGCUUCAAAGACUUUGGAAAGUUUACAUGAAAGGCAAUUUUUUGGUUCAUUUUCUUGAAGAUUUUAUUUAUUCAUUUAUCUGGUACAUCAAAUGGGUUAAUGGGCCAUAUAAUAAAAAAUAAUCCUUUUC
Messenger RNA from Rubroshorea leprosula, 3033 nucleotides. The record is from the annotation of a GenBank genome assembly. Lineage: Eukaryota; Viridiplantae; Streptophyta; Magnoliopsida; Malvales; Dipterocarpaceae.